Messenger RNA from Ruditapes philippinarum (Manila clam), 3748 nucleotides. RefSeq lists its product as uncharacterized. Gene Ontology annotation, molecular function: zinc ion binding. The record is from RefSeq and is a predicted model, not a curated record. The coding region runs from base 107 to 1849 and encodes 580 amino acids. Lineage: Eukaryota; Metazoa; Mollusca; Bivalvia; Venerida; Veneridae. The transcript is spliced from 2 exons.
UCUCCCCUUACAGUAUUCGUAACCACAACAAAGCAGGAAGUCGGAUAUUUCAUCAAACAUUGAAAUGGCGUGAAUGUACAUAUAAUCAGAAUCGAUUCAAUUGAAGAUGGAAGUGUCUGGAAAAAAGAAAGACCCAACUAAAGGUAAUUCAAAAUAUGCAGCUGGGGUAAACGCACAUAUAUAUUGUGACCCAUGUAACAAAGAUGGCAUACGAUUAACUGCACAUGGCUUCUGCCAGGAUUGUAUGGAACAUUUAUGCGAGAGCUGUUACAAAACGCAUAGAAAACCAGCACCAUGCAGGAACCAUGUACUACUAGACACGUCUCAGAUGCCAAAAACACAGAGUUCAGGACAUCUUCAAGCUCCACAUGACUUGACUGAACAAUGUCAGUUGCAUAAAGGUAAACUGAUUGAGUACAUCUGUCAUGAUCACAAUACCUUCGGCUGUAGUACAUGUAUAACACUGAACCAUAGGAACUGCAAAAUAAACUACAUACCAGAUGUCUCUAAAAAGUACAGGACAAGUGACGAGUACAGAGAGCUUCUACGAUCUCUAGCGGCCCUUCAGAAACAGUUCAAAACGUUAAUUGAAAACACAAAAGCUAACAAAAAGAAGAUCCUGAAGAACAAAUAUUUGGUGAAAGAUGAAAUUAAGAAGUUUCGCCAAGAAAUUAACAUUAUGUUUGACAAGCUAGAAGCAAGCCUUCAGAAAAAUGCGGAUGAUAUAUUUGCCAAGGAGUCAGCAAGGAUGGAAUCUUUAGCAUCAAGCUCUGUCAAAUUGAAGAAGGAUAUUGAACAGCUUCAAAAUGACAUCAGCAAACUGGAAAUGGCAAAUCAAUGUAAUGCACUCUACAUCCUUUCCAAAGAAAACAAAGAAAUUAUACAAAGCUACACCUCUGCCGAGAAACAAACACACAAAGACAACUACGUUCACAGCUUUGUCUUUACACCAAAUGUUAAUCUAAAGGAAAUACUUGGAUCAAAAGCAGGAAUUGGUGAACUGCAUAAAAGUGACAUCGUAAGAAAUGUAAAAACUGAUGCAGAUUACUUUGAAACGCUUCAUGUCACGUAUUCAGAUGAAAUAGAUGUCAAAAGUCUGUCAGAUAAAAGAGAUUGUUGUAUUCCAGGAGCAGUGUUUAUUGCUAAGCAUCGCAUUGCAGUUCUUGAUUCGACAAAUCGUGCUCUCAAAAUAGUUGAUACAAAGACGAAGAAGAUAACUUGCGAGAAAAAGUUAUCCGAAUCUCCAGAUAAUUUAGAUUCACUUCCAAAUGAUUUGUUUGCAGUGACCUUUAGUUGUAAGGAAAUGAUAACGUUUUUAUCAAUACCUAAUGGCUUGUCUGAAGUCCGGAGUCUGAAAGUAGAUGGAAAGUGUAAGGAUUUAGUUUAUCAUGACAAUAAAAUAAUUGUUACAUUCGAGUGGCCUGGUAAAGUUCAGAUCAUGAACUUAUACGGUCAUGUAUAUCAUUCCGUAGAAAGAGAUUUCUAUGGUAACGAAUUGAAAUGUCCAUGUGUCGCAGUUGAUGUUGAGAAGAACUUUUACAUCUCAGACUGGAAUGCUUGGACAGUAACAAGAAUGAAUCUAGAUGGAGAAGUAUUAAACGGUUUCAAAGAUGAACGCCUUGUGAAACCCUGUGAAAUGGUUGUUCUAGAUGACAGGUCUAUUUUGGUGUGCAGCAGCGGAAACCACAUCAUCUUUUUAAUAUCAGAAAACCUUGAAAAAGGUAGAGUGUUACUUGAGAAAAAAGAUGGUUUGCUCUGUCCAUGGUCUUUGGCUUUAGAUAAAGUAAACAAGCUGUAUGUUGGAAGUGGUGGUGCGUGUAAUCUUUUAAAAGUUUACGAUUUGAAGUAACAAGCAAAACAGCUUUUUCAGUGAUUGUAAAUAAUUCAUUUUCGUUUUUGUUUCGCCUGCGGCAGGGUAGCGGCCGCAUAUGGAGAUCACUACUCCUAAGAAACUACAGGUGCAAUUUUUAAAUUUUGUUCGGACUUCUUCCCAUUUAUAUCACUAAUGCAAGUUCAAUGAAACAUUUCAUGAUUGCUAGAUUACUCAAAUACUUUGGCUUAUUUAUUACACAUGUUUUCCAGUUGAAUAUUUUUUGGCUGAGUUACAAAAGUGUUAAGGCCUGCAAAUGAUUUUUUGUCUUGCCAGUCACACAGAAGCUGAUACAUGUUACAAAGUAGCCACAACUUGUGGGGAUCACUUCUUUAGGUCUUUAUGUCAGUUAGACCGUAACAAAACGUGACAUCAGACAACACAUGUGGUCAGUCAUCGCUCUUGUUUUAUGCUUGUAAUGAUUGAAAAAUAGUACUAAUUUUGUCAAAUAUUAUUUAUUUGCAUUAAUCAUCUAAUAUUUAGAAAUAAUACAAGCAUUAACGGUAUUGUAUAUUUGUGUAACAAGAGAUUCUUCCGAGCUGUAAUGAAUUGAUUAUGUAUUUUAAAUUGAUAAAGCAAGACUUGCCGUUAUGUAGAUAGAAUGCAAAUGUUUCACCGAUUUUUAUCAUCAAACGUAUUUCAUAUACUGUGACAUAUGCAGUGGAACUCGGUUAUAAGGAAUUCUUCGGACCAUGACAUAUAGUUCGCUAUAUCCGAGGUUUCUUAUAAACAAUAUAAGGAAAUAGUAUCUUAUAAACAACUUGUAUAGCAAACAUAAACAUGUAACGAACAACUCACAAGUUCGACGAUUUGAUAUACAUAUUUGUUAUUUAUUCUUAUCAUAAGACAUAAAUUUACAGUGAAAUCAUAAGUCCGUUUACUUACACAUUCAUAACAUCGUAUUUUUUUUUAAAAAAUCAUAUUGUUUUUUAUUUUGAUGUCGCAUGCUACUUGCGCUUUUGCCGUUUUACAACGCAUAUACAUAGUUCUACUUUUUUAACCUAAUUAUAAAUCAUAAUAAUUUCAUUUCGGGAGCGGGUAUUUGAUAAAACAAGAUUAACUUUAUUUAUUGUUGGCGUCCGUGCCGAAGUGCGACGCCCUUUAUGGAUUGAACUCAGAUUUUGUGAAAGGGCAAUUGCAACUUCUUGGGCCUUUUGUCGGUCAUAGUUGCUGAUCUUUCCAAUUAGUAUGAGAGUGUUUGAUUAUCAAAAAUGAAAAGUCGCGUUAUCUACAAUGAAUAGCGAACUGGAGAAUUUCGCAAUGCAAACAUAUUCAAAUGAAAUUAUUCUAUCCGUCAAUCAAUCUUUUUAUUAAUCAUUUUGUAGUAUACAGUAGGUAAUUAUGUAUGUUAUUGUUGUACCUAUAAAUCGAAUGAUGCCCCUAACAUUGUGUAAGUCCGAAAAUCUAUUUAUAGAUGUAGUUUUAAUUUAACGAAACGGUCAUUUGUGUUACGCUAUGGUAAUAAAUAACGAACUGGAGAAUUUUGAAGGAAAUGAGAUGCAAACAUAUUCAAACAGUUAAUUGCACUCUUUAUGUGGGCAUUUUUUACGAACUGUUAUAUCAUAGUAUUAUCAUCUUGAAAUAGUCAUUUUCGUAGGUUCUUUCUGGUUUUCUUUUUUACGACCCUGAUUGCACUUAUGACAUUUUUACCGUGAAUAUUUAAAUAGACCUAGUUCAUAACUUUAAAUGUCGCUUUUAUUUUGACGUUGUUUGUGUGUUUGUUUGUUUCAUUUUCCGCCUUUUCCCAACAGUAUUUCAGUCAUAUAGGCGGGUAGCUUCCUAACCAUCGUUCCUGGAGAGUUACACCAGUAAUAGACUACCUUCCUACCAAAGCAUCUCCCGGGGAUCGAACCCACGCCAGAGAGGUAACUGGAUUUG